AUGGCGAAUUUCACGGGCGGCGAGAAGCUCACAGCGGCGUAUAUCAAGAAAACUUACAAGAAGUUCCAGGCAGUAGAUCAAGAUGGCUCCGGCAGGAUAGAAUACCCAGAAUUCUUGACGGUGAUGGAACGAGAGGAUUCCUUCCUUAUGAAGCGUAUGUUCGACGUGUUUGACACCGACAAAAGUGGCACUCUCGAACUGAAAGAAUUCAUAGCGGCGUAUAUCAAGAAAACUUACAAGAAGUUCCAGGCAGUAGAUCAAGAUGGCUCCGGCAGGAUAGAAUACCCAGAAUUCUUGACGGUGAUGGAACGAGAGGAUUCCUUCCUUAUGAAGCGUAUGUUCGACGUGUUUGACACCGACAAAAGUGGCACUCUCGAACUGAAAGAAUUCAUAGUGAGAUAG
Messenger RNA from Perkinsus marinus ATCC 50983, 402 nucleotides. RefSeq names its product centrin, putative. Gene Ontology annotation, molecular function: calcium ion binding; calcium-dependent protein serine/threonine phosphatase regulator activity. The coding region runs from base 1 to 402 and encodes 133 amino acids. NCBI's taxonomy places the organism in Eukaryota, Perkinsozoa, Perkinsida, Perkinsidae. The transcript has 4 exons. The record is from RefSeq and is a predicted model, not a curated record.